This is a messenger RNA of Musa acuminata subsp. malaccensis (wild Malaysian banana), 2556 nucleotides long. RefSeq names its product C2 domain-containing protein At1g53590. Lineage: Eukaryota; Viridiplantae; Streptophyta; Magnoliopsida; Zingiberales; Musaceae. Gene Ontology annotation, molecular function: lipid binding. The record is from RefSeq and is a predicted model, not a curated record.
CAAUGUACUCACGCUUCGAGGGGCCGUUAAGCGUUAUCCUCUCUCUCUCUCGCUCUCGCUCUCGCGGUCGCUCUUCGACUCUCUACCCUUCUGCUGUGUGUGCUUCUGUUCGCCCCCGCGGAACCCACCGAAUUCCGUAUCCUCCCCGCAAAACCCACCGAUUUGAGAUACCGCCACGGGGUUUAGUAAGCCGGAUCGGGUGCUUGCGGAUGCCUGAGUUGGGCCCGCGGACCCCGAAUCGCACAACACCGGGAAGAGGAGGAUGGACAUCACGGAGGUGACGAUCGUGCAUCACAUCGCCUUGGUGCUGCUACUGCUCUGGGUUCUCGUGCAGUUGGGCAAGGGGCACCCGGUCGUCUUCUUUGUGGCACUGUUGUAUCUCUACAAGGUAAAUGAACGCUAUACACUGAGAUUGCAGAAGCGACUGCAGUUUGAGGAAAGAAAAUUUGCCAACCAGCGAAGACUUCUCUCUGAUGCAGAAUCAGUCAGGUGGUUAAAUCAUGCUAUUGAGAAGAUAUGGCCUGUAUGCAUGGAACAAAUUGCAUCCCAGCAAUUUCUCUUGCCUAUCAUACCAUGGUUUCUGGAUAAGUUCAAGCCUUGGACAGCUCGGAAAGCCGUUAUGCAGCAUCUUUACUUGGGUAGGAACCCACCUAUGUUUAUAGAUGCAAGGGUUCUUCGUGAAUCAUCAGAUGAUGAUCACUUGGUUCUAGAGUUGGGAAUGACUUUUCUUUCAGCAGAUGAUAUGAGUGCAAAACUUGCGGUGCAGCUGAGGAAAAGACUGGGAUUUGGGAUAACAGCGAAUAUGCAUAUCACAGGCAUGCAUGUUGAGGGAAAGGUUUUGGUGGGAGUAAAGUUUCUUCGGCAAUGGCCAUUUAUUGGACGAGUCAGGCUAUGCUUUGCAGAGCCCCCAUAUUUUCAGAUGACAGUAAAACCAAUAUUUGGACAUGGAGUUGAUGUUACUGAACUACCUGGAAUUUCAGGAUGGCUAGAUAAGUUGCUCGAUGUUGCAUUUGGGCAGACAUUGGUUGAGCCAAACAUGCUGGUUAUUGAUGUGGAGAAAUUUGUUUUGGCUCCUGAAGAAGGUUGGUUUACUGUCAAUGUGAAGCCUCCUAUUGGAUAUGCGAAAUUGGAGAUGUUAGAAGGGGCUGAUAUGAAACCAUCUGAUUUUAAUGGACUUUCUGAUCCAUAUGUAAAGGGACACCUUGGACCUUACAGAUUCCAGACAAAGAUCCAACGGAAAACAUUGUCUCCAAAGUGGUUGGAGGAGUUCAAGAUCCCCAUCAGUUCAUGGGAGGGAACCAAUGUACUCGUUCUUCAAGUUCGUGAUAAGGAUACCAUUUUUGAUGACAUUCUUGGAAACUGUUCUGUGAACAUCAAUGAUCUGAGGGGUGGACAAAGGCAUGAUAUGUGGCUGUCACUGCAAAAUGUCAAAAUGGGAAGGAUCCACCUAGCGAUUACUGUACUGGAAGAGGAAUUACAGAAGGAGCAGAAAGAUCUCGGUGAUGAAGAAAUAAUAUCAAAUACGACGGAACCAAUGACGAGCAGGUCAGAUGAAAAGGCUGAGAAACUUAACGCGGAAGAAUAUCAUCAUCAUAAGAUGGCUGAUGAGUUUGAGCCCAUUAAUAUUAAAGGGCAAGAAAAGACAGGAUUAUGGGUGCAUCGUCCUGGGAGCGAUGUCUCCCAAAAAUGGGAGCCUCGAAAGGGGCGUGCUCGAUACCCUGAUACCCGACUCCAUCGGGAGGACAAUGGCUCCACUAAAAGCCCAAGUCGAUCAUCAUCAUCCAGGUCUCAACAAAGUGAUUCUGGCAGUAAUGAAGAAUCUGCAGAUGGAAAGAAACCCCGGCUUAAAAUAAUCAAAAACGGCCUGCACAAGUUGAGUUCUGUAUUCCAUAGAAGUCCCAGGAAAGGAAGCCCCCGACAAUGUCAGGAGGUGGUUGCUCCUCCUCCACCACCACCUAACCUGUGGCCGAUCGGGGAGAAGCGGACGUCGAUCAAGGUCAUAAUGCCUGACGGCUUUGAUGAAAAAAAUGGAGUGCCAAAGCUGGAUGAGGAGAGAUGCAACUCUGAGAUCAGCGAGAGAGAAAGCCCAGGCAAAGGCAGUAGUAUGCUGCAGACACCGAAGAACUUCAUAAGCAAAUCAUCCAAGAGUCUAAAGAGCGUGCUGAGCAGGAAGGAGUCCGACAAGCUAAAAGAGGUUCAGUCACCAGGAGCUGAAGAUAAAGAUAAUUCUCAGGGAACCAACUCCUCAAGUGAUGGUUUGGUGGAUGAUCCACUUGUUAUAGGGGGAUUGCCCAUUAGUAUUGCUCCAUGUAGCCAUAAGGUAACUGUCAGUGCUGAAGAUGACAAGAAAGGCAAUAUAUAGUCUGCUAAUGUUGCAAACUGCACAGAAUGUCUGUCAUCUUUGAUUCCAUGGCAGAACCAAAGUCCAGUUAUAGACAAGUGUGUUUGCCAUAUGUUGAUAUGUAAACAACAGUAGCGGAUGCUUCUUCUCGGUGUAAUAGCUGUUAAAAAUUUUGUUUGAUGCUUGUUAUAUAUAUAUAGUGUUGAUUCUUCUUC